AUGGAAAACCUUACCCGGACGGCUGCUGUUACAAGUGGCGCAGGGACCAUGGAUAACGCUGUGCUUCAUUAUACCCUCUGCAUCAUUUCCAUCUUUGUCUGCAUAUUUGGCUGUGUGAAGAACAUGUACAUUAUCUGGCUGCUUCGCUACCGUAUGGCAAAAACCCCUUUCCGCACCUACAUUGUGAAUUUGGCUGUGGCCGAUUUGGGGACGGUGGCGUUCCUGGCCAUGGCUUUGGUUGUUCAUUCCUCCCACUUUCCCUCCUUUGUUAUCCUGUACGCCGUCUCCCAUACAAUGUGUAUGGCCAGUUUGUGCUUCCUGGUCACCGUCAGCGUGGACAGGUGCAUGUUGGUCCUCUUCCCAUGCUGGUACCGGUACCGUCAGGCCAAUUGCCUCUCCUCCAAGCUGUCCUUCUUGAUUUGGACCCUGGCAGGAUUGCUUUGUAGCAUGGAGGUUUCUUUUUACAUGGUCUAUGGCGUGCCACUGAAUCACACCUUUGGGGCAGUGUUCAUCAUGAACUUCUGGAUCUUGCCUUCACUCCUGGCUAUCUGCACUGCCGUUCUGCUGAUCGGGCUUGGCUGCCGCUAUCGGGAACAUCCUCCCGGGAUUCAAACGUUUGUCGUAAUCUUAAUGCUCGUCUUCUUCCUCGUCUUGGGCAGCCCGUGUAUUGUCAUGAACUCCCUGGAGGCCUACCGUGACUCUCUUUUGGCCUUUGAGUUUUCCCAUGUCUUCUUUUCUGCAAAUAGCAGCAUCAAGCCGAUAUUUUAUGCCCUACUAGGAAAACAAUGGCAGUGUCACUUGGCAGAACCCCGGAUAAUUGAACUCCAGAGGGUUUUCCAGGAUGAAGGAAAUGCAACAGACGGCAGAGUACCGAUGGGGGUCAACCUAACCGCUGAAGAGACUUACAGUGCCCAAGCGGCAUAA
Molecule: messenger RNA, 924 nt
Organism: Gekko japonicus
Lineage: Eukaryota; Metazoa; Chordata; Lepidosauria; Squamata; Gekkonidae
Product: mas-related G-protein coupled receptor member X2-like
Exons: 1
Coding region: 1-924 (307 amino acids)
Biological process (GO): G protein-coupled receptor signaling pathway
Cellular component (GO): membrane
Molecular function (GO): G protein-coupled receptor activity
Source: RefSeq, a predicted model, not a curated record